GAAAAGCAAUAGAACAACAUGCAGCCAUCGUGUUUUUAAAUCCUAUCCCCAGCAGGCGAGGACUGUUGCAUCUCAUAGAUCUACAGAGUAGAGACGCCAAGAAUGGAUCCCGCAGUACGGCCGCAGCCGCUCCUGGCCGAAUCGCCGAAGCCAACCCUGGUUCAAAAUGUUCGAGCACAAACAACAACCACGCCGAUACUCUACAUACACACAUUUCUGCCUGUUUGGCACUGCCUCCAAUUCAUCUCAUAAUGUCUCUCCGCUUGGUCCUCUCUCCAUUCGCCCUCAAACGAUUCGCUGUUGUCCAAGUCCGCUACAAUAGCACUGUUGUCGGCACCAGCGCCCAUGGUUCUGUAAUUGACGUCCAGCAGAUCCCCGCACCCGGUGCCGGGCAUAUCAGAGUCCUUCUACUGAACAGACCAGAAGCACGGAAUGCUAUUUCGCGACAGUUGCUGGAUAGUUUGACCAAGCAUGUUAAUUAUAUUGAUGCUGAAAAGGGGGACGGGCCUACGAGGGCUUUGCUUCUCGCGAGCAAUGUAGACGCGGCGUUCUGUGCCGGCGCAGACCUGAAGGAGCGGGCUAAGUUUACGAGAGAGGAGACCGAAGCAUUCCUCGCCCAACUACGACAAACAUUCGCAAGCCUUGCUGCCCUCCCAAUCCCCACCAUUUCAGCCAUCUCAUCAAUGGCUCUUGGGGGCGGCCUGGAACUCGCCCUGUCCACGAACCUUCGUGUCUUUGGCUCGACGAGCAUCGUAGGCCUGCCUGAAACUCGCCUCGCCAUUAUCCCCGGGGCAGGAGGCACGUACCGACUACCGAAGCUCAUUGGUGAGAACCGGGCGCUUGACAUGAUUCUCACCGGUCGCAGAGUCAGCGCGGCGGAGGCGUACUUCCUCGGACUCUGCAAUCGACUUGUGGAGGUCAGCCCUGAGGAAGCUGCCCAACCAGGCGCAGCGAGAGAAAAGGUUUUGCAGGAGAGCAUCAAGCUUGCCCUGGAUAUUUGCGAAGGUGGCCCCAUUGCGUUGAAGCAGGCCAUGAAAGCGGUUCGUGGGUUUGAAAAAGGGGCGGCAGCGGAAAACGAGGCCUACCUCGGUGUCGUGGAGACGGAGGACCGAUUUGAGGCGCUCAAGGCCUUUGCGGAAAAGAGGAAGCCCUGCUUUAAGGGCAGGUGAUCGUGCGGGAUAUAUGCGUCGUAUAUAUUCUCUAGAAUGCCUCAAACGAGGCAUGCGGGGCACAGGGCCUCGAUUGCGGAACGGUUUGUAUGGUGCGGACACCACAAGCAACCAGGCAGAAAAGUAUUUGGCAGAAAUGGUUAGAGAGCUCAACUUGUAUAAUAUGUACGGAAUUUUACUUGGGAUUUGUUCAUAUCUAUCUGGCAGAUAUGAGUUUUUGCGGAGAUAUGCAGUCUUUACGAGCAUCUAUCAUAUGGGGUAAAACAUCCGGUGGCUGUGGCCUAGUCAAAUCGAUUUGAUGAAGUCAUAUAACCCAAACGGCUCUUUGGAAGGUGGCUGGCUUCCCUGCAGUUCCCGUGAAAAGAUAGUUCAUUUCAACCUCACGAGAGACUACCAAACAAGCUGCAAGGUUAAUUAAUUUAUGGGGCCAUAAUGGACAGCUGUGCUCCUUACAUUUUUUUCUUCUAGUGACAUCAUUUGUUUUGUGUUAUAGACCUGGCCACAAGGACUCGCUUUUGCGUUAUUUUCGCCAUUCAUUCACUCAGUAACUCGUCCCGACUUUUCGAAAUGCUGCCCUAUAGAAUGCUGUUAGGCUAACGACGGGGGCAUCUUCCAAUUGCUUUCUCGCUCUCCAGCCCUCCAAGGAACCCUGGGUGUGUUUCACUGAGACUUCAAAUGCGGAGCCCUUUCAGCAAGCCAGGAAACUGUGUUUGUUUGCCUCUAUGAAAGGGAUGGUUGUUCAGAAAUUGCAUCAGCUGAGAUUGUGUGUGUGGAUGCACCAGGUGUAGAGUAAGAAAAGACGUAGGAUGUUGGCCUGAUAUUAUCAUGUAGUCAGUGGGGUGCAUACAACAGAACAACAUUUCCAUUUCAAACUUCCGGAUAAUUUUUCUGUUUUAUUUAUGACUGCGCCAUUUUCUUGUGGAUUCGAUAUAUAGAUAUCAUAUCGCUUGUCAUACCAGGUACAUACAUACAUAGAGAGGAUCAUUUCUCUUGGCCCCUUCUGAGGAAUUGGGCAUUACAAUGCUCCAUCCCAUUAAAUAAUAACUAAACACUAACAAAUAAGCUGCUAUGAAAAAUACUACCCGACGUGAGCUCAGAUUCGUCCCCCGCCGUCCUAUUUAGGGGAUGGAUAGGAUACCUACAUGUAAGUGUGCCCAUGUACGUUCGGGUCGGCAUCUAAUGAACUAUUUGGAGUACUUACGUUAUUCGGCCCUCCUGGUUUUCAUAUCUGGCUAUAA
Molecule: messenger RNA, 2407 nt
Organism: Blastomyces gilchristii SLH14081
Lineage: Eukaryota; Fungi; Ascomycota; Eurotiomycetes; Onygenales; Ajellomycetaceae
Product: methylglutaconyl-CoA hydratase
Exons: 2
Coding region: 252-1169 (305 amino acids)
Biological process (GO): fatty acid beta-oxidation
Cellular component (GO): mitochondrion
Molecular function (GO): enoyl-CoA hydratase activity
Source: RefSeq, a predicted model, not a curated record